CGGGGUCCAGCGGGCCGCCCGGCCGGGUCAGCGCGGCGGCGGCGGCGGCGGCGGCCGGGUUCGGCGGGGGCGCGGGCUGCGCGCGGGGGCGAAGACGAGGACCGGGAGGCGGCGGCGGCGGCGGCGGGACUGCGCGCCCCGAGUCCCGUUCCGCGUCCCCGCCGCCGGAGGAGGUGCCCGCACGCUCGCGGCGCGCGCCGGGCCGCCACACUCGGCCUGUGGGCGAUUUCCUCCGGACCCGAGCUCCCCGCCCGAGGAGGAAGAUGCAGACCUUUCUGAAAGGGAAGAGAGUUGGCUACUGGCUGAGCGAGAAGAAAAUCAAGAAGCUGAAUUUCCAGGCCUUCGCCGAGCUGUGCAGGAAGCGAGGGAUAGAAGUCGUGCAGCUGAACCUUAGCCGGCCAAUUGAGGAACAAGGCCCCCUGGACGUCAUCAUCCACAAGCUGACGGAUGUCAUCCUUGAAGCCGACCAGAAUGACAGCCAGUCCCUGGAGCUGGUACACAGGUUCCAGGAAUACAUCGAUGCGCACCCUGAGACCAUUGUCCUGGACCCCCUUCCUGCCAUCAGGACCCUGCUUGACCGCUCCAAGUCCUAUGAACUCAUCCGGAAGAUCGAGGCCUACAUGAAAGAUGACAGGAUCUGCUCGCCACCCUUCAUGGAGCUCACCAGCCUGUGCGGAGACGACACCAUGAGGCUCCUGGAGAAGAACGGCCUGGCAUUCCCCUUCAUUUGCAAAACCAGAGUGGCUCAUGGCACCAACUCUCAUGAGAUGGCCAUCGUGUUCAACCAGGAGGGCCUGAGUGCCAUCCAGCCACCCUGUGUGGUCCAGAACUUCAUCAACCACAACGCUGUUUUGUACAAGGUGUUUGUGGUGGGCGAGUCCUACACCGUGGUCCAGAGGCCCUCGCUGAAGAACUUCUCUGCCGGCACGUCAGGCUCCUCCCCAGGACCGUCUCUCGUGCCCCCCGUCUGGACUGGCUCUGGUCGGAGCGGCGGGAGGACUGUCGGGCACACCGGGGCGGCAAGGGGCCUGUGUGCCCCACUAGCGGGAAGGAUGCCAGACCGCGAGUCCAUCUUCUUCAACAGCCACAACGUGUCAAAGCCGGAGUCUUCAUCGGUCCUGACCGCGCUGGACAAGAUUGAGGGCGUGUUUGAGCGGCCGAGUGACGAGGUCAUCCGGGAGCUGUCCCGGGCCCUUCGGCAGGCGCUGGGUGUGUCGCUGUUUGGGAUCGACAUCAUCAUCAAUAACCAGACGGGGCAGCACGCUGUUAUCGACAUCAACGCCUUCCCAGGCUAUGAGGGCGUCAGCGAGUUCUUCACAGACCUCCUGAACCACGUGGCCACCGUCCUGCAGGGCCAGAGUGCAGCCGCGGCAGCCGCGGGGGACGUGGCCCCACUGAGGCACAGCAGGCUCCUGGCAGAGCAGGCGGGCAGCCUGGCGGGCGAGCGGACGUGCAGCGCCAGCCCGGGCUGCUGCAGCAGCAUGAUGGGCCAGGACCCACCCUGGGCGUCGGAGGCUGAUGCGGGCGGCGUGGGCACGGGCAGCACCGCCAAGCUGCCCCACCAGAGACUCGGUUGCACCGUGGCGGUAUCUCCCAGCUUCCAGCAGCACUGCGUGGCCUCACUGGCCACUAAGGCCUCCUCCCAGUAGCCACGGAGCCCAGGACCUGGAGGGCGGCACGGGCCGCAGAGUGCACCUGCUGGGCAAGCAGCUCCCAGCAGUGACGCUCCUACUAAGAAUUCCCAGUGAUCUGAUUCUUUUUUUUGUUUUUUAAUUUUUAACCCGAUUUUCUGAUGUCAUGAUCUAAACGAGGGGUGGUGGGGCGGGGGAGAUGGAAGAGAACCCCAAGUGGCCCAGCCUCGGGGAAGAUGCCUGAUACCUGCUGUGCAGAUGUCUUCACUGGGUUUACACUUGCUGUGUCUUCAACACUAGGUCUGAAUGUGAGGUGGGGUGUGCGUGUGCACGUGUGGCUGCUGUGCGUGUGCACAUCCACGUCUGUUCGUCUCGAUGGCUGCUGUGGGCCAGGCCUUGGGGACCCUGGAGGGGGGCCGUCCCGGGUCAGGCUUUUGGCCACUGAACAGAGUGAGUGAGAGGUUCCUCAUCUCGCUUUCCUCCAAGCCCCUCGCACCCAGGCCCGGCCCCCUCACUGUUCCCCUCCUGCUGGUGGCCUCCACAGCUUUGU
This is a messenger RNA of Acinonyx jubatus (cheetah), 2181 nucleotides long. RefSeq names its product inositol-tetrakisphosphate 1-kinase (gene ITPK1). The record is from RefSeq and is a predicted model, not a curated record. Gene Ontology annotation, biological process: inositol trisphosphate metabolic process. The transcript is spliced from 12 exons. Gene Ontology annotation, molecular function: ATP binding; inositol-1,3,4-trisphosphate 6-kinase activity; inositol-1,3,4-trisphosphate 5-kinase activity. Lineage: Eukaryota; Metazoa; Chordata; Mammalia; Carnivora; Felidae. Gene Ontology annotation, cellular component: cytoplasm. Bases 264 to 1649 code for a protein of 461 amino acids.